Molecule: messenger RNA, 3249 nt
Organism: Spinacia oleracea (spinach)
Lineage: Eukaryota; Viridiplantae; Streptophyta; Magnoliopsida; Caryophyllales; Amaranthaceae
Product: RNA polymerase II degradation factor 1
Exons: 16
Coding region: 385-2940 (851 amino acids)
Source: RefSeq, a predicted model, not a curated record
UCACCCUUUCUCAAUUUCUCUCUCCUCCCUCUCUCUCUCUCUGGUUUUACUUUGUCGUCAACGAUCUUCUUUAAUUUCACCCUCUUAACCCCCCUUUAAAUAAAACCCUUCGUUUGCAAAAAAAAAAAACCUGUUACUUUCCUCACUUAAUCACUCACACCAUCUUCCCCUCUCUCUCUCCUCCGUCUCUCACUUUCUCUCUCCUCUUCCUCAGUCGUCGUCGUCGCUUCAGUGUCAUCGCCGAUUCCGCCUUCUGUAAACCUGCAUUACUGAUUCUCUCCUCGUUCGAUGUUCCCGAUUUCUAGGGUUUCCCGCAUUAUCUGAAAUUAAAACGAAAUUUAGGGUUUUUGUGUUUGAUAUUUCGCGAUUUUUUCUGCCCUAAUUAUGGAGGCUGCGGCCGCUGCUGGACGCGGCGUUUCGCUGUCUCAGGCGCCGUCUCAGUUGCCUUCUCGUAAGCAAUGGCGUGUCGUUUCGGAACACUCCGAUAGAAGCUCCGGAGCUGAGGACUUAGAAAGGUCGAAAUUAGGGCAAUCUGAUGAAAGGACCAUAUACGAGGGACAAGAGCCGAUUGGUGGGGUAGAAUACUGCUCGAUACAGAUGGACGGAAUUAUGGGUAUGGAUGACGGGAUUUUGCAGCAAAGAAUUCAUAGUCUGGCCAGACAUAGAGAAGAGAUGCAGCAAAUGGAGAAUGAGCUUAGGGCUCAGUUGAUUGUGAAAUCCGAGAUUGUGGAAAUGCAGAAUAGCUUUGAUGCGCGUUACAAAGAACAAGCCAAUGCUGUUGCAAGGCUCCAGGAACAACUUCACGAAAGAGACCAAUCGAUGCAUGAGCUUGAGAGGAAGAUAGAGGAGAAAGAUCGAGAGUUGCAUGCUGUGAGAUUGGAUAGCGAAGCAGCUUGGGCUAAGGAAGAUCUUCUAAGGGAGCAAAAACAAGAAAUAGCAAGCUUUCGGAGGGAGCGUGAUAACAUUGAAGCCGAGAGAGCCCAUCACAGACAACAGAUACAUGAUCUUCAAGAACAUAUUCAAGAUAAAGAGAGACAAGUGUCUGAGUUGCAAGAGCAGCAUAGGGUAGCUCAAGACACGAUCCUCUACAAGGAUGAACAGAUACGCGAUGCACAAGCUUGGAUGGCACGAGUGCAGGAAAUGGAUGUCUUGCAAUCAAGUACUUUGCAAGUUGAGCUACGGGAACGUACAGAGCAGUAUAACCAGCUCUGGGUGGGUUGUCAAAGACAGUUCCAAGAGAUGGAGAGGCUACACAUGCAGGCGAUUCAGCAGCUUCAGAUGGAGUUGGCUGGUGUUAGAGGAAAUAGCGUAACAUAUAAUGCUGAAAUACAUAAUACCUCUACUGAUAGCUCUCAAAGUGUAGCCAACAGUGGAAACCGUGUUGAAGCUAAUGGAGGUGGUACAUCGACUAAUUCUGGAAGUCAUCCCAAUGGGAAUUCUGAGAAUCCUCAAUCAUUUGUUUCUUCUGGCAAUGUUUCUACACAGACCAACCAUGCUCCUAGUCUUCCUCUCACUCCAUCCAUUUUGGGGAUGCCUUCGUAUCUUCCACCUGGACAGGUAACUGCUAUGCAUCCGUAUAUCAUGCAUCAACAAGGAGCUAAUCACUCUGUAGCAUCACACGUUCCGCAGUCCCAUGUUGGGCAUUUUCAAUCUGUAUCGGCAAUGACUUCUCUCCAACAGUGGCAGAAUCAACAGGCUGUAUCAGAAGAUCCUUCUGUCAACUCUCAGAACCUAUACUCUAUGUCCCAGGCUGAAGAAAACCCUUCAAGAUCAGAUUCGAAUUAUGGCUAUGAGUAUUCUGUCAAUGGACAAAGUCUGCAUCCUGAUUAUCUUAAUGGUCAUAUAAGCCAAGGAAUUGAUCCUCAUUGCCAAAUAACAUCUAAUGAGGCAGCGCAGACCCUGGAGUCUGUGGAGAAGAGCUAUUUUGUUGGCUCUGACCCCCAGCACAGUUUACAACAGAUCUCUUCACACUUCCAAGAAGCAUUGCGUUUGGACUCUCUCAAUCAAACCAGUGAAAUCAAGACUGAUGAGAAUGGCGCUGGCAACAUUUCCAACAGUGAGCCUGAAAUUCAAGAUGUGUUGACAGAGCAUCCUGGUUCUGCUAUUGAGCCAUCACCAUCUGAAUCGUCUGUUCACAAUGUGCACUUUUCUGAAGCUACAGUGAACAGUGCUGGUGACACUGUUUUGUCUGAGUCAUUUGUCUCAACUGAUCAGGCAGAUGGUUUGUCGAUUGGAAAAAUCCCUGAGUCUGCCCUCCUUGAGGAAGGAGCAUUAUUAGCUUGCAUUGUCCGAACUAUCCCAGCAGGAGGCAAAAUUCGUAUUAGUUCUACGCUUCCAAAUAGACUGGGGAAGAUGCUUGCACCUCUUCACUGGCAUGAUUACAAGAGGAAGUAUGGUAAACUUGAUGACUUUGUGAGCAGUCACCCUGAACUUUUUUUAAUUGAAGGGGAUUACAUUCAACUUCGAGAGGGUGCACAAGGAAUUAUUGCUGCUACAGCAGCAGUGGCAAAAGUCGCUGCAGCUGCUGCAGCAUCUUCUCCUUACUCAUCUUUUUUUCCUCCCGUGGCUGUUACACCUAUGGCUCAUGCUGGUCGAGUUAAGAAGCUAUCAUCUUUGGAACCCAAACCAAUGAGAAAUUCUGCUGACAGUUCACAUCCAUCAGCGAUGCAUAACCACCAUUCUAAUGGUUCUGGUUAUGUUUCUGGAAACCUUUCCAAUGUGAAAAUUUUGAGCAAGUCCAAAGAUUCUUUGGAACUCAAUGGCCAUGAGAUUAGGUCUGGACAGCCCCUGAUGGUUCCUGCUGAAAAUGGUGCGCAUUCUGAUAGAUCUAUUCUGGGACACCCACAAAACCAGGUGCCUAUUCAUGCAAGGGGCAGUCCUAAUUUUAUUGCUAAACAGCAGGGCAGGACUGCUUCUGCUGGAUUGGCCUCAAGAAGAUAGAUUUCUUUUGAAAGGUGAUAAACUUAAUUUGGACAACGAUGUCAAUUUAGCACAAGCAAGACACUCGGUACUUGAAGGGGCCUCCCAUCACAUUCAGGAUCUCCAUUAAUCUUUUGGUCUAACCGAAUUUCUGAUUGGAAUGUCCAUCUGAUUUAUGUUUUCACCCCUUUGUCCUGAUUGGAGAAUUUUAUAGCAACAUGUUUAUUCAAGCUAAAAUACAUACCCUUUUGCCCCCUUAUUCGUUUAUGUUAUGUUUGUUUUGGUUGGAAAUGGCUGCGUCUCAUAUUUUAUUUAACUCUUAAAUACUGA